UAGUUGUGAAUAAUUCGGGCAGUUACUUUGGUUAUUUAUACAUUUAUUGCAUUUUAAAAUUGUAAUCAUUACAGCAAAUAUAUUAACAGAGCAAUUUAAAGAGAGUAAUAUCUUUCCAAUUCCCUCUUAAAAGCUGAAAUAUUAGAAGUUCGCCGUACAUGCCAGGGGAAUGAAUUUCAAUUGUGUCAACAGUCAAUCCUAUAAAAACAAAAUGUAAUAAAAUACGUCUGGCAUAAUUAUCAUAAUCAUCAUAUGUAAUUACGUAUGUGUGUCGUAGAUAUCUGACAAAAGCAUUGAGUUCUAUAAUAACUCAAUGUAGAACUCAAUGGACAAAAGACAGCUUAAGAUUUCCAAAUAUUAAGGUUUUCUAAAUAUUUCAGACAUUUAUCGUUUAUCGUUGACCAGGUUAGAUGGCUGAUAUAUCAGAGGAUUCAUUGUGCAGUGUUUGUGGCGAGAUAAUCGAUAAAAACUCUGUUGAGUGUGACAAUGGUGUGAAGUAUUGUGCUCACUGUGGUUGUGUGAUGUCGGAAGAGACAAUAUUUAACUAUGAUAUUGCGGUUUCAUCAGAUCCGUACGCGGCUCUCAAUCGUCCCAGAUCAUAUUAUCAAGGAAAGCAUUCGAACUACAGAGUGCGUAAACUGCCUGAUGGCUCUGCGCCGGCGUCCGCGAGAAGGUUGAGGAGGGAUCUUCAAGGUGUCGCCUGGAGGUUGCAGCUUUCUCAGGAAAUCAUCAAUCAAACAGACAAUUUUCUCAUGGAAUGUUUAAAGCCGUUCAAAAACAUGAACAAUAAAAUGCGCCUAAUGGGUGCAUGUAUCUACAUCAUAACUCGUGAUAACAACCUAGCUCUUACACUGAAGCAAAUUGCAUCUGAGACUGGCACAACAGUUUAUCAAAUUGGCCAGGUUGUUAAAGCGAUAAAUGGUUUUUUCUCUUUGACUCACGAACCUGUUUCAAUUGAUGGCCUGAUAGAGAGAGCCUGCAGUGAUUUGACGAAUGCUGCGGCCUGCAUAGAAAUAGCGCAAGGACUUCAUAGUUUGAAUGAAGAAGCUUUGGUUUUGAAUGGUAACCCAUUGGCCAAAGCGAUUGCAUUUAGUGUACUUGCUUGCCUUGCUGUCAACAAAGACACAAAUGAGCCGACCCAAAUAAAGAGCAUGUGCUUGAAAAUGUCCCACACAUCUCACCAAACUAUUCAAUGCAACAUUCGAGCAUUAAAAAGUAUGAUGACUUUAUUACCUGCAAUACCGUGGAUUGAUAUGAAGUAUGUCAAAAGGAAAAACUUACAUUAUUACAUGAAAGAUGUGGUUAAUUUUCGCAGAACCAAAGGUACCUUUUCCCCAAAUCUUGAUAACCCAGAGUGGCGUAGAAAAAAUGACAGAAUACAUGCUCGAAAAGUGAAAAUUGAGAACGCUCAGAAGAGGGUACGCCAGCGGCAACUGUUGGAGUCCAGUUUUCCUAUAGAAGAUUCUACUGUGAUUAAUGCCUCUGACACAACUAUUACUACCAGUGUUACUGGCAGCAGUUCAAUUGCAACUGGCAAACAAUCCAGUGUUGGACAUGCAGCAUUAACAACAAGGGAAGAUUCUUCUGUUAUUGGUGAUGCUAACCUUGAUGAUGAAGACAAAAUUAUUGAGGAGUUGUUGGAGCUAGGCUGCACUCCUUCCGAUUUACUAGAGGGAUUUUAUGACGCGCUAAAAAUGACCUGCACUCCGGUCAGUCAAAUUAUCGACGACUCAGAAAUAGAAUUAUAUGUGAGAAAGCCAGAAGAAAUACAGGAAAUGGAAAGUGUAAUGUCCUUGAUGGUGGAAACACCACCAAAGAAGAAAAAGAAUUCAAAGAUUAGAAGGUUCAUGACGAAACCUCUUUCAAGGUCUUCAUUCUAACAUCUAGUUUUUAUACAUUUGUACACAAGUGCAAGUGACAAAUAAAUAUUCUUUUACUGGAGUAUUCAU
This is a messenger RNA of Xenia sp. Carnegie-2017, 1949 nucleotides long. RefSeq lists its product as uncharacterized. The record is from RefSeq and is a predicted model, not a curated record. Gene Ontology annotation, biological process: transcription preinitiation complex assembly; DNA-templated transcription initiation. NCBI's taxonomy places the organism in Eukaryota, Metazoa, Cnidaria, Anthozoa, Malacalcyonacea, Xeniidae. Gene Ontology annotation, cellular component: transcription preinitiation complex; nucleus.